Messenger RNA from Melanotaenia boesemani (Boeseman's rainbowfish), 4527 nucleotides. Its product is annotated as plakophilin-4-like. Gene Ontology annotation, cellular component: nucleus; adherens junction; cytoplasm. Gene Ontology annotation, biological process: cell-cell junction assembly; cell-cell adhesion. The record is from RefSeq and is a predicted model, not a curated record. The transcript is spliced from 23 exons. Gene Ontology annotation, molecular function: cadherin binding. Lineage: Eukaryota; Metazoa; Chordata; Actinopteri; Atheriniformes; Melanotaeniidae. Bases 131 to 3745 code for a protein of 1204 amino acids.
GGGUGCAGCUUCUGAAUGAUUUCCUUUGGCUCUCUCCUUUGUUGAAACGGUGAAGCAGAUGCUGUCGGACCGUUGUCACCACUUCACACAGCCUCAUACGUAUCACUCUGUUUAAUCCGAAGUCAACACAAUGGCAGGAGGAAUGCCAGCUCCUGAGCAGAGCCCAGCGAAGGAGGAGGGGCUUCUGCUGACCAUACGCGACUGCUCAACUAGCCGCAAAAUGGAGGCUGAUAACACCGCAAACAACAUCCUGGCCUCUGUCAAAGAACAGGAGCUUCAGUUUGAGCGGCUAACCAGGGAGCUGGAAGUGGAGAGGCAGAUUGUGGCCAAUCAGCUGGAAAGAUGCAGACUUGGGGCUGAGUCGCCAGGCGCUGGUAGCAGCAGCUCAUCAGAGAAGUCCCUACCAUGGAGAACUGCAGAUGCCUCCACUUCAGGGGACACCAAGUCUCGGGUGACUGAAAGCUCCCAGUCGCCCAGCUACCGAAUCAGGACCGAAUCAGAGCAGGUGUCUCUGUACUCCCCAGAGCAGUCCUCCCUUCAUGAAAGUGAGGGGUCUGCAGGGAAUUCGUGUGGCUCAGCUCAGAUGAACUCGUACUCUGACAGCGGCUAUCAGGAUGCCAGCAGUGGCUACCUCAGCAGCCAGAAUCAGAGCAAAGCUGAGCUGAGGAUGCAGCACUCUUUUCCUGGGGCUGGCACUGGCACUUUGAUGAGGAAUGCCAGGGCUGAAGGCCAGGCUUCAGCCCAGGUUCAAGCAGUCACAGCAGCAGUGCCUGGUCGGGCUAUGCGACGGGUUAGCUCAGUGCCUUCUCGCUCUCACUCGCCAGCCUAUGCCAGCAGUCUGUCCCCGUCCCGUGGCUCCUUUCGGACCUCAGUUGGCAGUGCCUACGGCUCCCCCAUAGUUACUGAACCCAAGCCCCUCUCCAGCAUUUACUCCACAACUUUGCCCUCUGCCCAGCGCACCAGUAGCACUGGCGGCAACAGCUCGCCCUAUUCCACCCAGAAAAACUCCCCUGCAGGACUGCGACGUAUGGGCUCCACAAACUCGCGUUCUGGCAGCGCCAGCCGCACCACCUCACCCUAUCAGACUUCUGCAGGGUCGUCGUCGGGCCGCAUGGGUUCGCCGCUGACGAUGGUGGACAAUGUCAACCCUCCAUUGACCAAACAGCCCACUCACUCGUCGUCUCCAGUCAGAGCCAGUAUGACCGCCGUGCCCCAGCACUACAGCUCCACUCUGCCUCGCUCCGUGCUCCACAGCACUGACCCCUAUGGACCUCAGAGUUAUGACAUUUACGAGAGGAUGACGCGACCUGACAGCCUCACAGAUGCCCUCAUUGAUGGCAACAUUCAAGGAAUACGGAGCUCAUAUGCCAGUCAGCACAGCCAUCUUGGCCAGGACAUAAGGUCCGCUAUGUCCCCAGACCGCCACAUUGCACCAAUCUACGAGGAUCGGGCGCUGCAGGGUCCCUUGUAUCGAAGCCCCAGUCAUACCCAGCAAAGUACCCUCUACAGGAGCAGCUCAGGUGUGGGAAGUCUGCAAAGGACGUCCAGCCAGCGCAGUGCCAUGACUUACCAAAGAAACAACUAUGCUCUUAACACAGCAGCCACCUAUGCUGAUCCCUACCGCUCUGCACAGUACCGGCCCUCUGAUCCAACCUACGCUCGCCAGGCUCUAGUAAUGGAUGACGGUGCCACCCGCUCCCCUUCCAUAGAUAGCAUUCAGAAAGACCCUAGAGAGUUUGCUUGGCGCGACCCAGAGCUGACGGAGGUAAUCCACAUGCUCCAGCACCACUUCCCCUCAGUGCAGGCCAAUGCAGCUGCCUACCUGCAGCACCUGUGCUUCGGUGAUAAUCGAGUCAAGAGUGAAGUAUGUCGACUGGGAGGAAUUAAACACCUGGUGGAUCUGCUAGAUCACAAAGUUGUCGAGGUCCAGAAGAACUCUUGUGGAGCUCUGAGGAACCUGGUUUAUGGGAAAGUUAUGGAUGACAACAAGAUUGCUGUUAGGAACGCAGGAGGUAUCCCAGCCCUGCUCCGGCUGUUGAGGAAGACUGUGGAUGCAGAAGUGCGAGAGCUUGUCACAGGUGUGCUGUGGAACCUUUCGUCAUGCGACGCUGUCAAGAUGACAAUCAUUCGGGACGCCUUAUCAACUCUGACCAACACUGUGAUCAUCCCUCACUCUGGAUGGAGCAGCUCCACCUUUGACGAUGACCACAAGCUGAAGUUUCAUUCCUCCCUCGUGCUGAGAAACACCACCGGUUGUCUGAGGAACCUGAGCUCAGCUGGCGAGGAGGCCAGAAAACAGAUGCGCACUUGUGAGGGCCUGGUUGACUCAUUGCUCUACGUCAUCAAAGCCUGUGUCAACACCUCUGACUUCGACAGCAAGAUUGUGGAGAACUGUAUUUGCACUCUAAGGAACCUAUCGUAUCGUCUGGAGCUGGAGAUGACGCCAUCUCGACUGAUGGAUGGGCAAGAGCUGGAUGGUUUAUUGGGCAGAGAGUCUCCCAGUAAGGAGGUGGAUUCUAGCUGCUGGGGCAGAAAGAAAAAGAAGAAGAAGAACAGCAUGCAGGAAGACUCUUGGGAUGGUGUUGGGCCCAUCCCUGGCUUCUCCAAGUCCCCCAAAGGUGCAGAGAUGCUAUGGCACCCUGCAGUGGUUAAGCCUUACUUGACACUGCUGGCUGAGAGCUCCAAUCCUGCUACUCUGGAGGGUUCUGCAGGGUCCCUUCAGAACCUUUCAGCUGGCAACUGGAAGUUUGCAGCAUAUAUUCGUGCAGCCGUGCGUAAAGAGAAAGGACUGCCCAUUCUGGUGGAGUUGCUGCGAAUGGACAACGACAGGGUGGUGUGUUCAGUUGCCACUGCUCUGAGAAAUAUGGCACUGGACGUCAGGAACAAGGAGCUUAUAGGGAAGUACGCAAUGAGGGACCUGGUAAACCGCCUCCCUGGGGGAAACACCACCCUGCUGUCAGAUGAGACCGUGGCAGCCAUCUGUUGCACCCUGCACGAGGUCACCAGCAAAAACAUGGAAAAUGCAAAGGCCUUGGCCGACACGGGCGGCAUCGAGAAACUGGUCAACAUCACCAAGGGCAGAGGAGACAGAUACUCUAUGAAGGUGGUGAAAGCAGCAGCCCAGGUGUUGAGCACACUGUGGCAGUACAGGGAUCUGCGUACCAUCUAUAAAAAAGAUGGAUGGAACCAAAACCAUUUCAUCACCCCAGUUUCAACACUUGAGCGGGACAGAUUCAAGUCACAACCCACCCUCCCCACCAGCACCAUUCAGAUGUCCCCAGUCAGCCAUCCUGCUGCCAGUGCCACAUCAUCUCCUGCAGUGCUGGGCAUCAAAGAGCAUAGAGACACCAUCAGAGAUUAUCAGAGAGCUCAGUCAGCUAUGCAAUUUUAUAAUUACCAAGGAGACAGCAGUAUUCACAGAAAACAAUAUACAGGGUCUGGAAAACCAUCUCCAUAUUACUACUCAUCACCUACAAGGGAGGAGCCCAGAAGAACACAGCCUGUGUAUUACACAGAAGAGCCGAGCAGGAGGAACUAUGAUACAUACAGAAUGUACCUGCAGCACCCCCACGGCUACGAUGACACAUAUUUAGAAGAGGUCAUCACUUACCCUCCAACAGGGGACUACAGCUCCCAGCCUCAUGGACUGAAAUCCACUGCUAAUUAUGUGGACUAUUACGCUAGCACACGGAGGCCUUCCUACAGGGCAGAGCAGUACCCGGGCUCUCCUGACUCCUGGGUAUAAGGUCUGGAGAUGCAUCUGUGUUACAAGAACAUCUUUCCUCCCUCAACCCUCACUUCAGGGUAUAUGAAGGUGCGCCUUCACCCUGCAGCAGGCAAGGAGCACACAGGAAACAACAAUUUUCAUGAACUUGGCUUUAUGAGUGUUUGUUUAACAGUUGAUGUGCGUGUAUGGAGAGUUCAGCAGAGCAGUAGCAGAUGGAAAGACGGGACGUGUGCCAAAGAAGGAAAUUAAGGAAAGUUUUUUGAGAUUAUUUUUUAUUUAGUAGAGGAAGGUGGGAUCAUGCUGGGGGUGGGGGUCUGUUUGGGGACACUACAGAGAGAAAAUGUGCGUUCUGUGGUGUGUAGAUGUUACUUUUAUGUUUUUUUAAGGAACUCUUAGCUGUGAUAGCACGGUGAAAGGUGUGAGUCAUGUAAGCGAGGGUCUGCGAAAGAGUCGAAACGAGGGGAAUAUGUAUGUGCUGAAGCCAAAAUGGAUCAUGAACUCAUCUGUAAAAAAUGAAAAAAAGAAUAGUAAACUAAUGAUGUUAGUUUGUACAGAGAGAUCAAAUUGUAUCUGUACUUAAUGUUGAAGCUGUCAUGCCAUGGAGUCUUGUACAUUUCUUUCAUUUUAUUGUAAAUACAGAAAAAAACAUGUUACCGGGUUUACACAUCAGCACUGGUUAAAGAAAGAGAAACGUGUGCCAUGUUAGAGCUCUAAGAUAUAUAAAUAUAUAAAUAUGUGGACAAAGAUGGCAUCAUAACAACCAUGUUAACAAAUUAAAAAGGUCAGUUUUGUUUUUUAAA